CCUCCUCCCGGCCGCCCCCGGCAGGUGUCCACCUAGAGCCGGCGCAGGCCAGGCCGGGGAGCCGCGGAGACUGGGCCCCACGCAGCGCGGAGGAGCAGGCCCGGUUGGCAGGCGGCCGCCUCCGCCAUGAACCCCAGGGGUCUGUUCCAGGACUUCAACCCCAGUAAGUUCCUCAUCUAUGCCUGCCUGCUGCUCUUCGCGGUGCUGCUGCCCCUCCGCCUGGACGGCGUCCUCCAGUGGAGCUACUGGGCCGUCUUCGCCCCCAUAUGGCUCUGGAAGCUCCUCGUCAUCACGGGUGCCUCUGUGGGCGCGGGCGUUUGGGCGCGCAACCCUCGCUACCGCACCGAAGGGGAGGCUUGCGUGGAGUUCAAAGCCAUGCUGAUUGCCGUCGGCAUCCACCUGCUGCUGCUCAUGUUCGAAGUCCUGGUCUGCGACAGGGUGGAGAGGGGGACCCACUUCUGGCUGCUUGUCUUCAUGCCACUCUUCUUCGUGUCCCCCGUGUCCGUGGCCGCCUGCGUCUGGGGCUUCCGACAUGACAGGUCGCUUGAGCUGGAAAUCCUGUGCUCGGUCAACAUCCUGCAGUUCAUCUUCAUCGCCCUGCGGUUGGACAGGAUUAUUCACUGGCCGUGGCUGGUGGUGUUCGUGCCUCUGUGGAUCCUCAUGUCGUUCCUCUGUCUGGUCGUCCUCUAUUACAUCGUCUGGUCCCUCCUAUUCCUGAGGUCCCUGGAUGUGGUCGCCGAACAGCGAAGAACACACGUGACCAUGGCCGUCAGCUGGAUAAUGAUCGUUGUGCCCCUGCUCACUUUUGAGGUCCUGCUGGUUCACAGACUGGACGGCCACAACACAUUCUCUUACAUCUCCAUCUUCGUCCCGCUUUGGCUUUCAUUAAUAACUUUAAUGGCCACAACAUUUAGGCGAAAGGGGGGCAACCAUUGGUGGUUUGGUAUUCGUAGAGAUUUCUGUCAGUUUCUGCUUGAAAUUUUCCCAUUUUUAAGGGAAUAUGGGAACAUUUCGUAUGAUCUCCAUCAUGAAGACAGUGAAGAUGCCGAAGAAACCUCUGUUCCAGAAGCUCCAAAAAUUGCUCCAAUGUUUGGAAAGAAGGCCAGGGUAGUUGUAACCCAGAGCCCUGGAAAAUAUGUUCCCCCACCCCCUAAGUUAAAUAUUGAUAUGCCAGAUUAAACUCCUUGUAAAGAGGGCUCACCAACACACACACAGACACCACCCUGCUUUUUGCCUCUUUGUUCAUUCCAAACCUGGAACUGGAAGUGUGCUCCGGGCACCUCAUCUCAUGCCUUGUUUGAGGUUGAUGCCUGUCAGUGACUCAUCAAUAUGCCCCAUAGAUACAGAAGGUUAAUAAUGUGAUUGUGUGUGAUGUGUAUGUGUGUGAGAGAACUUGCAUUCCAGGUUGGUGCUUUCAGACCUACCUGGGGGCAGUAAGUUGAAUUGUUUUAGUAGGUCCUCAAAAGGAGUAACUACGCAGCUUUUUUUUUUUUUAAGUGCUACUAUACCUAUCAAAAGUGUUGUUUAAAAAAGUAUUUUUAUACACCGCUAGUCUACAAUUGCAUUUCAGAUCGUACCUGUUCAACAUAGCAAAUGUAAAGAAUUUUCUUUCCCACCACUUGUUUAUCCAUUGUGUACUUACUUUUAGUGUUCCUACUGUUAAAAUAGUUUUUCUUUGGGCUUUGCUGAUACUGGUCUUUAAAAUUCUAAGGUGAAUUUUCCUAAUGGAGCGAAUCCAUGCAUAUAUAGUAUUUAUAUGAAUAUUUUGGCAGAGUGACAUGUUGAAUUCUCGUUCCCUGCAGCAUAAUGUAUUACGUUAAAGUAUUUUUUUAAGUUUAUAUGUGAAGAUAUAUGUCUGUUGCCGAUGUUCUUAAAGACUUCAUAAAAUGGUAAUCUGUA
This is a messenger RNA of Nycticebus coucang (slow loris), 1899 nucleotides long. RefSeq names its product transmembrane protein 185B (gene TMEM185B). The transcript has a single exon. The coding region runs from base 127 to 1179 and encodes 350 amino acids. NCBI's taxonomy places the organism in Eukaryota, Metazoa, Chordata, Mammalia, Primates, Lorisidae. The record is from RefSeq and is a predicted model, not a curated record.